ACGAGAUGUUAUUGGAAGCGGGGCGCGGCAGUGGGCGGGGUACGACGAAAUGGAAGUGCGCAGCCACGGCGGGGCUAGGCUGGGAAGCGAGCAGAUCCGCGGGGAUUUGCCUUGACAGUCUUGCUCCGACCGCGGAUGAACAGGCUGGCAUCCCAGGCAUGCUCUCGGCCUUAGGCUCCCUGGCGGCCGCCCUCUGGGCAGGGUUCCAUCUGCUUUCUCUCCUGCUGGGUGCCGUCGCCUUUCUGUUCAUUGCUGAUUUCCUCAAGAGGAACUUGAGGCGCCCAAGGAACUACCCGCCUGGGCCUCCGCGCCUGCCCUUCUUUGGCAACUUUUUCCAGUUGGGCUUUAAGCAGCCGCAUGUGCAGCUUCAACAGCUUGUAAAGAAAUAUGGGAACCUUGUGAGCCUGGAGAUAGGUGAUCAACCUUUAGUAAUUGUAACAGGAUUGCCCUUAAUCAAAGAAGUCCUUGUCCACCAGGAGCAAAACUUCAUGAACCGUCCCAUGACUCCUAUCCGAGAAUAUACCUUUAAGAAAGAUGGAUUAAUCAUGUCCAGUGGCCAGACCUGGAAGGAGCAAAGAAGGUUUGCCCUGUCAACACUAAGGAACUUUGGCUUAGGAAAGAAGAGCUUAGAGGAAUGCAUCCAAGAGGAGGCCUACCACCUGACAGAGGCAAUAAAAGAGGAGAAAGGACAGGCUUUUGACCCUCACUUCAAGAUCAACAAUGCAGUUUCCAAUAUCAUUUGUUCCAUCACCUUUGGGGAGCGCUUUGAGUACCAGGAUAGUCAAUUCCAGGAGCUUCUGAAGUUGCUGGAUGAGGUCACAUACAUAGAAGCUUCAAUGCAGUGCCAACUCUACAAUUUAUUUCCAUGGAUAAUGAAAUUCCUUCCUGGAUCUCACCAAACGCUCUUUAGAAAAUGGGAAAAACUGAAAUUGUUUGUUUCUCGUAUGAUUGAAGAACACAACAGAGAUUGGAAUCCUGCUGAACCAAGAGACUUUAUUGAUGCUUAUCUCAAGGAAAUAGAAAAGAAUUCAGCCGGUACUACAAGUUUCCAUGAAGAAACCCUCAUCUGCAGCAUGCUGGACCUAUUCUUUGCUGGAACAGAGACAACUUCUACCACGCUGCGCUGGGCUCUACUUUACCUGGCCGUCAACCCAGAAAUCCAAGAGAAAGUACAAGCUGAGAUCGACAGAGUGAUUGGCCAUUUGCAGCAGCCGAGCACAGCUGACCGAGAGCACCUGCCCUACAUCAAUGCCGUCAUCCACGAGGUGCAGAGAAUGGGCAACAUCAUCCCCCUGAAUGUGUCCAGGGAAGUGGUGACUGAUACCACUGUGGCUGGGUACUGCCUGCCCAAGGGGACCACGAUCCUGACCAAUCUGACAGCGCUGCACAGGGACCCCGCAGAGUGGGCCACCCCCGACACGUUCAAUCCGGAGCACUUUCUGGAGAAUGGACAGUUUAAGAAAAGGGAAUCCUUUCUGCCUUUCUCAGCUGGAAAACGGGUGUGCCUUGGAGAACAGUUGGCCCGGUCUGAACUGUUCCUUUUCCUCACUUCCCUGAUGCAAAAAUUUACCUUCAGGCCUCCAAAUGAUGAGAAGCUGAGCUUGGAGUUCCGAAUGGGACUCACCAUUUCCCCAGUCAAACACCACCUCUGUGCCAUUCCCAGGGGGCGAUGAUGUUGGGGAAGGAGAAGGGAAAGGAAAGCAAGAAGAAACAUUGAGUAUGUUCUGAAGACACUGGUGCCUGCUCAGAAGUGGGGGAACAGAAUGAAAGUGACCCUGAAGAAAAGACACAGGAAGUGGAAUUAGGAGAAACUGGAUCCAAAUACCAACUGCAACAUCUCCUUCGAUAUAGACAUAGACAAAUCAUUUACAUUCUAAACGAUUUUCCUUUUUCUCAAAUGAAAGUGAAAUGAAAUCUCCUGGAUGAUGAGAGGAUAAUGAUUGUUUCCCUGAUGAAAGUUGCUAUAAGAAUCAAAGGAAAUAAUAGGCUUUAGAUGAUUUUUAAAACAUAAAGCAUAUCAUGAAAUUACAGCUA
Messenger RNA from Choloepus didactylus (southern two-toed sloth), 2034 nucleotides. RefSeq names its product cytochrome P450 2J2-like. Gene Ontology annotation, biological process: xenobiotic metabolic process. Lineage: Eukaryota; Metazoa; Chordata; Mammalia; Pilosa; Megalonychidae. The record is from RefSeq and is a predicted model, not a curated record. The transcript is spliced from 9 exons. Bases 6 to 1673 code for a protein of 555 amino acids. Gene Ontology annotation, molecular function: iron ion binding; oxidoreductase activity, acting on paired donors, with incorporation or reduction of molecular oxygen, reduced flavin or flavoprotein as one donor, and incorporation of one atom of oxygen; heme binding. Gene Ontology annotation, cellular component: intracellular membrane-bounded organelle; cytoplasm.